UCUGUCAAAAGUGUAGUGCAAUCAGCGAGAAAUUUGAAGUGCAUCAUUACUAAUGCAAAAAGAAGAUAUCUUCUUUUGCGUUCCUUGAAUAACACAGGUCACAUUUCGGUAUUGCACUGAACGACACUUCUCAGUACGUAAAUACGGACGUAAUGUAACAAAUCGCGAUAGAAUCAACGGAACAUUAUUAUCAAAAAAGAUGGCAUUUAACUUUCCGGCAGUGUCAUACAUCAUAGCAUUGAUUGCGGACGCUUUCCUCAUCUUUUUUUCCAUAUUUCAUGUGAUCGCUUUCGAUGAAUUGAAAACCGAUUACAAAAAUCCUAUCGAUCAGUGUAACAGCCUAAAUCCGCUGGUUCUGCCCGAGUACGCCUUACAUUUGUUGUUCAAUUUGUUCUUUUUGUUCGCUGGAGAAUGGUUUUCGUUGAUGCUGAAUGUGCCGUUGAUUGCUUAUCACGUUUGGCGAUACAAAAAUCGACCAGUCAUGAGCGGACCAGGUCUGUAUGAUCCAACAAGCAUCAUGAAUGCAGACACACUGUCAACAUGUCAAAGGGAGGGAUGGAUAAAAUUGGCUGUUUAUCUCUUAUCGUUUUUCUACUAUCUUUAUGGAAUGAUCUACUCAUUGAUUUCCACAUAAGAUAUGAGCAUCGAAUCGAGAUGGAUUAAGGAAAGGAGUUCCAGUGAACGUGAACUAGAAAUUAACAAAUCGAAUGUUGUUUGUAAGAUAUAACGUAAGAUUCAUCAUCAGGUCCAUCUGCAACAUUAAUUCUAAUUAAUUUCACCGGAACAUGUCCGAAUCAUUUUUCUUGGCAAUUUCAUUGCAUCAGCAUCCCGUUAAGUUUUUUUUUUAUUAUUAUUUUACAUCAUUGCAUCGUCUUCAUUUCAAGUCACACGAAUAACAGUGGGAGGUAAACAAAAUUAUUAUUUUUUUUGUUAAUUGUAAAAGUUAGCCUCGGUGUAUCCAUUGCUCCAUACUUCACUCAAAAUAAACGUUUUUGACUCAAAAUU
Messenger RNA from Bradysia coprophila, 1005 nucleotides. RefSeq names its product protein cornichon (gene cni). Gene Ontology annotation, biological process: vesicle-mediated transport. The record is from RefSeq and is a predicted model, not a curated record. Lineage: Eukaryota; Metazoa; Arthropoda; Insecta; Diptera; Sciaridae.